Molecule: messenger RNA, 1261 nt
Organism: Anopheles maculipalpis
Lineage: Eukaryota; Metazoa; Arthropoda; Insecta; Diptera; Culicidae
Product: outer mitochondrial transmembrane helix translocase-like
Exons: 3
Coding region: 62-1243 (393 amino acids)
Cellular component (GO): mitochondrial outer membrane
Molecular function (GO): ATP hydrolysis activity; ATP binding
Source: RefSeq, a predicted model, not a curated record
CACGGGGACCACUUCCAGCCAACCUUUGGUAGUAGCACUACGCAACACAUACCGAUCCACAAUGUCCGGAGUGAAUGUAACACGCAACGAAGUGAUACAGAUUGCGCUGCGUAUCUCGCUGCUAUCAAUCGUCACGUACUAUUCAGCGAAAUGGUUGAUCCGCAAUCUGGACCCUUCCAACAAGAGCAAAAAGAAAGCCAUCGAACAUGCGGAGGAAAUUUUACGGAAGUUGAGUCCGACGAUGAAAAAAUCAGCUCUACAUAACUUGAACGAGUAUGAAAUGGUCAUUGCAUCGCAUCUGGUAGUACCCGAAAACAUUACCGAAAGCUGGGACAGCAUUGCCGGGCUGGACGAUGUGUGUCAGGAAAUUAAGGAAAGCCUCGUGUUUCCGGUGUGUCACCGUGACAUGUUUGCUGGAUCGGCCCUCUAUCAGCCUCCGAAAGGCGUGCUUCUUUACGGACCACCUGGUUGCGGUAAAACACUGAUCGCCAAGGCAACGGCCAAGGAAGCCGGUAUGCGCUUCAUCAAUCUCGACGUUGCCAUGCUAACGGACAAGUGGUACGGUGAAUCGCAAAAGCUUGCUUCGGCCGUAUUUACGCUGGCCGUUAAAAUUCAACCAUGCAUCAUUUUCAUCGACGAGAUCGAUUCGUUUCUGCGUGCACGGAACUCGUCCGAUCACGAGGCGACAGCCAUGAUGAAAACACAGUUCAUGAUGCUCUGGGACGGACUGAACACCGAAUCCGACUCGAGCAUCAUCGUGAUGGGAGCUACCAACCGGCCGCAGGAUCUCGACAAAGCCAUCCUACGCCGAAUGCCGGCCCAGUUUCACAUUGGUCUACCGAAUGAGGAACAGCGGCAGAAAAUACUGCAACUAAUCUUGCAGCACGAAAAGGUUGCGCCGGAUGUGGACUAUGCGCAGCUGGCACGUAUGACCACGUGCUAUUCCGGUUCGGAUUUGAAAGAGAUCUGUCGCAAUGCUUCAGUGCAUCGCGUGAGGAAGGUGAUGAAAAACAAGGAAAUUAUGAGUGCUGUACGUGCGGCAGCAAACAAGACACAGGAGAACAGGCUCGCCGGUGGUGGUAGUUCGCUGCCAAACGGAUGUAAUGGGGUGACACAGAACGGUAGCUUAGAGCUCGGAACGCCUUCUAUUACGAUGGAGGAUCUGGUGGAGUCAUUGCGUAGUAUGAAGCAGUCAAAGUAUACGACCGGAGUGUUGAACGAUGCUAGAAUUGAUUUGGAUUAAGCUGUGACUUUAGCGCGG